ACGAGUUAGACAGUCUCUAAUAAAACCAUCUACCAUGGCAUUCCAAUACUUUGCUUUAUUUGCCCUGAUUGCUGUCGCCAGUGCAGUCGUCCUUCCGUUAGCAGUAAAACACGUCGAGUAUGCCGAUGGCCCAGCCGAGUAUCAGUUCGCUUAUUCCGUUCAUGAUGAUCACACCGGAGACAUUAAGAGCCAACAGGAACAACGUCACGGAGACAACGUGGUUGGACAGUACACCCUAAUUGAUGCCGAUGGUUUCCGCCGCGUCGUAGACUACACCGCCGACGAACACAAUGGAUUUAACGCCGUGGUGCGCCGUGAGCCGCUGUCUCAAAAGAUUGUCAAGACAGUGGUGCCAGUGGCCAAGGUGGCGUACCCAACAUACUAUCACCAUUGA
Topomyia yanbarensis is the source of this 394-nucleotide messenger RNA. Its product is annotated as larval cuticle protein A3A-like. The transcript has 2 exons. Gene Ontology annotation, cellular component: extracellular matrix. NCBI's taxonomy places the organism in Eukaryota, Metazoa, Arthropoda, Insecta, Diptera, Culicidae. Bases 35 to 394 code for a protein of 119 amino acids. The record is from RefSeq and is a predicted model, not a curated record.